AUGAGGUGUGGCCUCACUGGAGCCAAGUACAGGGGGAAAGCAAUGUUUGUGGCUUCAGAGGACCCACAAGUGAACAAAGAAAACUGCCUUGUUUCUAUACAUAGAGCCAUGAACAGCCAAGGUAGAUAACAUUUGUAAAGGUUUGGGCUGAUAUUCUGUGAUCUUUGACUUUCCCUACACAUCGUGUAGCUGCAGAAGUUGUAGUUAUGUAGUCACGUUGUGUAAAUAUGAUGUAUCAUCUAAUCACAACUCAUGCAGUUCUGUUGUGUAAAUACAGGUGACUGCAACACAGAGGUUCCCUUGUCUGUGCCUUACUCUCCCAUCCAAGGUGGGGAUUGUACUCCUUUCUUCCCACAGAAGUGCCAUGAGAUAUGAGUGUUUGGAGCCACUUGUGUACCAUGGAAUUGAAAGCAAAUGAAACAUAAAAUGAUGCGAGACAGAAGGUAAUCGAACUUUUACAAUUACUGUGAAUUAUUUUAAACAGAUUCAGUAUGGCGGAAUUAAUGUUUUUUAACGAAAGACAGAGGCACGAGAACACGACAUUCACAUUUUAGUGUAAAUAAAGACCAAGGCAGAAGCACAUCUUUUCACUCCAGAGCCUCGUAACUGUUUUUUCGGCAGAAACCCGGCACUUUCCCACCUGCCUGAGGGCGGCGCGGGGCGCUGAGGGGCAGCGCCGGACGGAACGGCGCCCCCUGGCGGCGCGGAGCGCUGUGAGGGAGCGGGCGCUCCUCGUAGGAGAGAGCUUCGCCUUUCCUUUUAAGUUGGCUUGUCCGCCUGAGCCACGAAUUCGGGCCGGCAGCGGGCUAAGGCGAGCGGAGGAGCCGGCUGGGCACGGAGCGGUCUCCCGUGCGGAGCCGUUGUGGCGCUUGCGGCGCGGAGAUCCUCUCCCUGGCGGACCGGGAGGGUGGGCGGCCAGCGGCCGCGGGACCGGACGGGACGGGCCCGUCGGCGCACGGCAGAGAACGGCGGGUGGGCGGCAAGCAGCCGGACUCCGCUCCCUUCAGGCGGCUCCCGCUCGCGGUGACGUCAGCGCCCCGCUCCUCAGUCGGCGGUGCGAGGCGGUGCGGAGCGGAGCGCCCGGGACUCCGCGCGCGGUCAGCGGCCGUCGCGCCGCAGAAGGGCCGCCCGGCGCCGCCUCCUCCUUUCCGUCCCUCCCUUCUUCGGCGCCGGCCGCCCUCCGCGCUGCCUCAUGUUCGGGCUGGAGAAGCCGGCGGGGCAGCAGAAAGUGGGCAGGAGCGGUGGGUUCCCGAACAUGGCGUCCGUGGGGGAUUUUAACGUGCUCAGCUCUAGCAUCCCGGCCACCAAGGUGGAGCUCUCCGUGUCCUGCAGAAAUCUUUUGGACAGAGAUACAUUUUCUAAAUCUGAUCCAAUCUGUGUUUUGUACACACAAGCCAUUGGAAACAAAGAAUGGAGAGAGUUUGGAAGAACAGAAGUAAUUGACAAUACUUUAAAUCCAGAUUUUGUAAGAAAAUUUAUAAUGGACUACUUUUUUGAAGAAAGAGAGAAUCUGCGAUUUGAUUUCUAUGAUGUUGACUCCAAGAGCCCUAAUCUGUCAAAGCAUGAUUUUUUGGGACAAAUGUUCUGUACGCUUGGAGAAAUAGUUGGAUCACAGGGGAGCAGACUGGAAAAACCAAUUGCAGGCAUUCCUGGGAAAAAAUGUGGAACUGUCAUCGUAACAGCAGAGGAACUGGGCUGUUGUCGAGAUUCAGUUUUAAUGCAGUUUUGUGCGAACAAACUAGACAAGAAGGACUUCUUUGGGAAAUCUGAUCCUUUCCUGGUAUUUCAUCGAAGCAAUGAAGAUGGCAGUUUUACAAUCUGCCACAAAACAGAAGUCAUAAAAAAUACAUUAAAUCCAGUAUGGCAGGCAUUCAAGAUUUCUGUCAGAGCACUGUGUAACGGAGACUAUGACCGGACAAUUAAAGUAGAGGUGUAUGACUGGGAUAGAGAUGGAAGUCAUGAUUUCAUUGGAGAAUUCACAACAAGUUACAGAGAGUUGUCGAGAGGGCAGUCUCAGUUCAACGUGUAUGAGGUAAUAAAUCCAAAGAAAAAAGGAAAAAAGAAAAAGUAUAUUAACUCUGGAACAGUUACACUGCUUUCCUUCCUAAUUGAAACAGAAGUUUCAUUCCUUGACUAUAUUAAAGGCGGAACACAAAUCAACUUCACAGUAGCUAUUGACUUCACAGCCUCAAAUGGUAACCCUUCACAACCUACUUCACUGCACUAUAUGAAUCCCUAUCAGCUGAAUGCAUAUGGCAUGGCACUGAAAGCAGUAGGUGAAAUUAUUCAGGACUAUGAUAGUGAUAAAAUGUUCCCAGCUCUAGGUUUUGGAGCUAGACUGCCUCCAGAUGGAAGAGUAUCGCAUGAAUUUGCACUGAAUGGAAACCCUCAAAAUCCAUACUGCCAUGGCAUUGAUGGUGUAAUGGAGGCAUAUUAUAGAAGUCUAAAAUCAGUCCAGCUUUACGGACCAACAAACUUUGCCCCUGUAAUUAAUCAUGUAGCCAGAUAUGCUGCUUCAGUUAAAGAUGGCUCCCAGUAUUUUGUUCUUCUCAUUAUUACAGAUGGAGUUAUUUCAGAUAUGGCUCAGACAAAAGAAUCCAUAGUGAAUGCUUCAAAGCUUCCAAUGUCAAUAAUUAUAGUGGGAGUAGGGCCAGCAGAGUUUGAUGCUAUGGAAGAACUGGAUGGCGAUGUAGUCAGGAUUUCUUCAAGAGGAAAGUUUGCAGAAAGAGACAUUGUGCAGUUUGUGCCAUUCCGGGAUUACAUUGACAGAAGUGGAAACCAUGUGUUAAGCAUGGCAAGACUUGCUAAGGAUGUUCUGGCUGAGAUUCCAGACCAGUUUCUGUCCUACAUGAGAGUCAGGGGAAUAAAGCCAUCACCUGCACCACCACCCUAUACACCUCCUAUUCAUGUGUUACAGACUCAAAUAUGAGCGCUCCAAAGCGCUCAGCAUUCUUCACAAUUCAAGAGUCUCUGGAUGCAGCAGUAGCUUUUUGGAGCUAGAAAAAUUCUCUUCACAUACCAAAAUUCUUCAUAUGGUUGCAUGAGCAACUGGAAAGCUUUUAAAUGCUAGGAUCAAAAUGUUGAUGUUCUGAGUCUUUUUCUUUUGACAGAAGCCCUACUUUUUUGAUCUAUUUAUUGGAGAGGAAAGCACAAGUCAGGAUUUCAACUCAGAAGAUAUGUCCUCUCUGAAUACUGUGUGUACAUAAAUGUAUAGGAAUGCUAUUCCUCUGUAUCAAUGUUUACAUGUUACUAUUUUUAAAUUUCAGUACUUUUAUAAAUAUUCUUAAGAAUAAAAGUUUGGAAUAUUGAUUCACACAUCUUCGAGCUCGCAAUAGUUUGUCACAAGAUCACAGGAGAAGCAAUAUCUCUUUGAAUGUUUGUCCAGACAAAUACAGAUGAAAGCUAAGAAAAGGACAGAUAGGUGUGUUUUCCAAUACCUGAAUUGCUUCAGUUGGUUCUCAGUAAUCUAUCCAUUUUACAGUCUGAGAAUAAGCUCCUAAAAUGUGAAUGUCAUAAUUACAUAUGACUUCUGACUAGGUCCAAAUUUCAAGGGGGAGGAAUGUGUAUUUUUUCAGAGAUUCUCCAGUUUCUAAGUUUAUCUGAGUUUACAGUUUUUUAAACUAGUUACUGAAGCAAAUUAGAAGAGUUACUUGCUAUAAGUAAUUAAAGAAAAUUACCUCAAAUCAGAACUUUGAGUGUUACAGUUGACUCACUGAGCUCAUUAAAUCUUUCCAUGCAUUCCUUAAAGCAGUGGAAAUUUUGCAUCAGAAAAGUCUUUUGGAGUGAUUACAGCAGAUGUUUUAUAAUGGAUCAUUUUAAACUUAAUUUAAAAUUACGACAUUUUGUCUAGAUUGCCCAUUCAAAGGGAUGCUGGCUCUUAAUAUUUGGGUUUAUAUUGUCAUUUAAUCACAUUUCCAUUCAGGAUGCAUGAAUGAUAAUGUUAAUUAACUGGUUUAAAAAUUGCACAACCAUGUUGCUUUGUGCACAAUUUUGUGUACCAAACUACCCAAAAAUUUUAUUAUAUGCCUGUUCAUAUAUAAUUAUGAAAUGAUUUUGCAUGUACAGUUUUUACAAAAUACACAGUUUUGUGAGUUUGUGUCAGAUAUAUUUUAUUUAGAACUAAUGGCCUUAAAUUUCACAGAACUCCUGAAAUGAUUGUGAGUUGCCUUCAAAUACUGUUAAAAAGGAACAUUUUUAAUUUUUUGUGCGUCACAGUUGUAACUGUCCUGUAACGUAACUUAUUUUCUUUGCAUAUAACCCGUUUACUACUUCUGUUUCUUACUACUGUAUGUGGUAAUGUACAGUAUGAAACUACGGUGCGUUUUUUAAGCAUGAAAAGUUUUUUUCCAGAAAGUGUAUCUUCAAUAUUAAUGGCAUAUAACUCUGUAAUUGCAGAAUCUUCCAUUUUUAAAUAUAUUUAAAUUCCUUCAGUCUCAUGCAGGAAAUUCCUUUUUUUUUUUUCAGAUAAUUAUCUGUUAGUAAAAAAUAAAUAUAAAAAAGUAUUAAAAAGUGUUUUUUUGGUAAAAAAAAAAAAAGUUUUAUUUUUAUUUCAAAACGGUUUUUACAUAAAUAUGGACUUUAAUUUUCUCACCAAAAUAUGUAUUUCUUAGUGGAUUGAUGUUGCAUGAAUGACAUUUGAUACCUGACAAAUUUUGAUGAAAGUGC
Lagopus muta (rock ptarmigan) is the source of this 4665-nucleotide messenger RNA. RefSeq names its product copine 8 (gene CPNE8). Gene Ontology annotation, biological process: cellular response to calcium ion. The transcript is spliced from 20 exons. The coding region runs from base 1193 to 2929 and encodes 578 amino acids. Lineage: Eukaryota; Metazoa; Chordata; Aves; Galliformes; Phasianidae. Gene Ontology annotation, molecular function: calcium-dependent phospholipid binding. The record is from RefSeq and is a predicted model, not a curated record. Gene Ontology annotation, cellular component: plasma membrane.